GCUGGGAGCAGCCGAUUUCCGUUGAUGUCGAUGAGCACUUUGGUGCAAUCGGCGGCGAGGACGAGGAGGUCGUCGCGGGAGUGAAAGAUGUCCAUUUCGACAAAGCGGCAUCGGGGGUACGUUUCCUUGGCAAUUUGAAUCGAGUCGUGUGACUUGUCGACGCCAAUGACUUUCGACGGCCCGACAAUGUCCGCGACCAAGUCCACCGUGAUGCCGAGAUCACAACCAAUCUCGAGGACGAUGUCCGACGACGUGAUUUGAGUACGUGCAAUCCGACGGUAAUGGUCGGUCGUCGCAGUCACGAUUACGCCAACUUGCUUGCAUGCAUUGCCUCGGCUCACCGCCUGACACAGACGCGGCAUCAAACGGGCAGGAUUUGCAUGGUAUGUCGACCCAUCCCCGUACUCAAUCUUCACACGUCCAGGGUACUGAGGAGGUGCGAUAUCGACGACUUUGCCUCGUGCAAAGAGCCGACCGGCACCGCUCGACGUGGCGUCCGUGACGUUGGCUUUGCCUCUGCUCGCAGAAACAUAGACUUCUUCGGACACGUGGAACGACGUGCAUGUGAGCGGGAUGGCAAGAGGGUACUCAAUGAAGUCAUGUUUCUUUGCCAGAGCCGCCAACUUCUCCAGCGCCAGCGCUUGCCUCGAUGGAUCCGACCCAGUUCGUUGCGCCAUGGCGACGAUUGGCGUUGACAGCACACACUAUUUCAGUAUAUCAUGGUAACACUAUUUAUGGCUAUGUCACACUAAUUCCCCCCACUCCCU
This is a messenger RNA of Aphanomyces invadans, 767 nucleotides long. RefSeq lists its product as hypothetical. The record is from RefSeq and is a predicted model, not a curated record. Lineage: Eukaryota; Oomycota; Saprolegniomycetes; Saprolegniales; Verrucalvaceae. The coding region runs from base 282 to 695 and encodes 137 amino acids. The transcript has a single exon.